AUGAACAUGGAAAACGUCUUAAAGGAAGAACUGAAUAGAAGAAUGAGAGCAUGGGCAGCAUUCGCGGCCAUCAGGGAAGCUACGGGCCAACUGACGGACCAAGAUCUUCGUGCCCAUCUGUUCGACUCGACAGUUCUUCCAGCGCUCUGUUACGCAGCGGAGACGUGGGCAGACACCGCUGCCACGUCUAGGAAGCUACUUACUACCCGCAGAGCUCUUGAGAGAUGUUUUCUGAAGUUUGGCCGACGCACUCCACACUUAGCCGGUCUUUGCAGCUCCGAUUCAAGAGGAAUGUCCCGUCUUCGCAACUCAGCGGACUAUGUAUCGAAGGCAAAACAUAGAUGUACCUAUCACAUCAUGAUGAUAGAUAGACUAAAAGAACGCUAG
Molecule: messenger RNA, 387 nt
Organism: Necator americanus (New World hookworm)
Lineage: Eukaryota; Metazoa; Nematoda; Chromadorea; Rhabditida; Ancylostomatidae
Exons: 1
Coding region: 1-387 (128 amino acids)
Source: RefSeq, a predicted model, not a curated record